CCACGCUUACCCAAGCACACACACACUCAGACACAGGUACGCACACUCAGACACAGGUACGCGCACACACGCACACAGGUACGCACACACACUCAGACACAGGUACGCACACUCAGACACAGGUACGCACACAGACUCAGACAUAGGUACGCACGCACACUCAGACACAGGUACGCACGCACACUCACACACAGGUACGCACACACACACAGGUGUGUCGACGUUCUACCUGCCCUCAACUGGCGCGUGACAUCUACGCAACAGGUGUCUGCUCGGAAUCCAAGCGGGGGUCUGCUCGCAAUCCCGGCUACGGGGGGGGGGGGGGGUGGGAGGGGGGUGGUGAUGGAUUCCGGAGACGAGACGAUGGAAGGCUGGUUGGAAAAGCGACGCGACAAAUUUAGCUUCCUCUGGAGGAGGUAUUGGUUCCAGCUGAAGGGCGGCAAACUCUGUUACUUCAAAAGCCGCGACUGCACCACCCCUCACGGCGUCAUAAACGUGAACAAGAUAAAAACCAUCGGAGAGGCGAUUUCAACGGGAAAAAACUUUUCGUUUGUGCUCUUUGCGGAAAAGCCGGUCAUCUUGGCUGCAGGCUCCAGCGAGGAGUGCGAGUGGUGGAUAGAGACGCUGCUGUCCAAAUCAUCGAGUGCCCGCCGCUCCUCCUCCCAGUGGAACUCCGUCUGGUACACAGAUGCGCCACCCGUGGACAGACUGACUGGCGCGUUCACGUCGACGGAGAACGGCGCGACAACCAAUCGCAACUGGACCCGCACGGAGGCUCGCGACUGGAACUCCGAGACGGCGCCGACGCAGAGAACGCAGCCAACGCGAGAGCCGCCGCCGAUCCCACAGAGGCCUCCCACCACCAGAAAGCCAUCGCUCAAAACUCCUCCGCUGCCGCCUAAAUUGGGAAAAUAUUCAACGCCCGGGAGCCAGGGCUGCGCUAGUCCUGCCAGCCCCACCCUCGAGAAACUGACAAUCGAAGAUUCCGACGACGACGACGUUUUUGAGGAAGAAAUCUACGACACUCCGCGCCCAUACCCGGAGACGCUACAGGACAAGGCUUGCCCAGUCAAGACCUCGUCGAGUUAAAAUUUGACCAAGACGCAGCUUGCACUCGGAGGAAAUGUUCAUCGUCGCGUUCAUUGUGAUUACAAAGUGGAAUCGUCGCAACCAAAUUGUCAGUUAGAAUCAUGAUCAGAGGGUCACCUCAGCCCUUCAUCCGACCGUGAUUGAUAAACCGAGUGGCCCACUUUGUAAGCAACAGACAAGAGGUUGUUCAGCUAACUUGCGCUUGCCAUUGGAAUGUGGAAUUUCCACAAUUAAACAUAUAUUUGUUCUGUGGUAACAAUAGUACAAGUAUACACAGAGGUCAGUUGUAUAUAGGCCAAAACUAAUGUAUAUAUACGAGCACAUCGCUUGUUAAUAAACGAAUGCCACUUUCACUGGUAACACUUUACUACAUGCACUGUAUACCUUAACAGUGGAUUGCACCGAGAAAUAAAAUGGGGCAGCUCCAGUC
Molecule: messenger RNA, 1519 nt
Organism: Lethenteron reissneri (Far Eastern brook lamprey)
Lineage: Eukaryota; Metazoa; Chordata; Hyperoartia; Petromyzontiformes; Petromyzontidae
Product: rho GTPase-activating protein gacFF-like
Biological process (GO): endosome organization; retrograde transport, endosome to Golgi; receptor recycling
Cellular component (GO): trans-Golgi network; early endosome; recycling endosome
Source: RefSeq, a predicted model, not a curated record